AUUUUAUGGAAUUAGUGCACGUAUGUAAUCCCUUUUUAGGGUAGAUGAGCUUAUAUGACCUUUCUCCUAUAAAACGUGAAUUUCAUCGGAUAAAAGACAAAUAUCAUGGCUGAAGAGGAAAGAAGCAUAACCGAGCUGACACCCGAUCCGAAUCCUUGCCCUAUUUGUCUCGGACCCGUGACUGAGGAGUCAUACUUGGACCAAUGCUUCCAUAAGUUUUGCUACAACUGCAUUCAACGUUGGACCAAAGUAGUAGCUAGCAAGCAAGCUACACAACCUGCUUCAGUAAAGUGCCCUGUUUGCAAGACACUUAACUUUUCAGUCAUACAUGGAUAUGAUGGAAUUUCAUAUCAGAGUGCUUUUUUCUCAAGAUCUCACAAGUACAGAUUACGGUGCUAUUACACUGAAACAGAAACUUUAGCUGAAAAAUUAAAGGUAAUGCGAUACUGGAAGUUGCACAAGUAUCGUCAGCCUGCUCAUCAGCUUUACAAUUGGCUGACAAGGGAAAUCCAAGCAUUAACACAGAUAAACCCAGAGGUUAUUAAGGGACGGAGGGAGCAGCAAGCUCCUAUCUUCCAAUCUUGAUGCAUCUCCUAACUUCUCCUUAUGGGAAUGACAUAAGUUCAUUUGCAUCACUGCAUUGUGCAUUUUCUUAGGGGUCAAUUUUAGUAUUCUCAGUGAUGAUAAAGGCACAAAUCAACUAAUGAACUAUUCUAUCACGAUUAACAUGCAUGUUGAUUUGCCUAACUGCCCCAUGCAUCUGUUGGCUGAGCUAAUACCAAAAAGGCUAAACGCUCUUGUUUGCAUUUUAAAAAAAUGUCUCUCGUCUUGUAUCAUGGGGAAUGUUGUCUUGAUAUUCUGUUUCCUAGACCAGCACUUUGUACACACCCUUUUUUCCCUGUCCGCCCUCAGCUGAUCAGUGACCAUAACAGUGGGUUUCAUGCCAAAAGAUAGACCAUAAAAUGCUAAAGUUUAAGUGUUGAUAUCAUGAAGUUUGUUGAACGCUCCAUAUCUAAUUUUCAUUGCAUAUCUAGUGGUGAAUAUGUCACCACAAACUAAACUUGUCAGGAGCUACUCCCAUUGGGCUUGAUAUUUAAUCAUUGAAUCAGAUGUCUUGUGAUGUUGAAUUUACUUCAUAUUCAGGAAAAAGAUGUUGAUAUAGUGGUGCAUCACCUAAAUGGUGUUAUUGAAUCCUUCAAGAGAAACACGGAAAUCCAUAUGCAAAGGACUGCAGAAGAAACUCGACAAGAAUUUAGAGUCUUGGUGUCUCAAGCAGCAAGGCCUUUCCUAUCAGGUCGAGCAGAUCACUUAGUCAAUGAGAUAGAACUGUUUUUAGCCUCAGAGUUGACAAUCGAUGCAUUUGACGAAGUUUAUAUCCAGCAUCUCGGCUGGGAUUGCCAUGAAAUAACUAAAGAUGGCAUAGAGGAAGGAAAAGUCGAAAGCUUCUCCACUCCAUACUUGUAUAUCUUUGAUGAGGACUGAUGACCUUUUUGUAAAUGGUCCUACCAAAGUUUGCACUGAAAGCGUCUUGUACGAUGUCGAAAAAUAAAAUAGUCACAAGAGAAAACACUCCACGUCAAGGAAAUAUACUCACAAGAAAGAGUUAUGAGUUUAUGACACUUGUGGCUGAACAUAAUCGUGGAGUAAUAUUUAACAACACUAGCAUUUGUAAGAAAAAAUGUUCUCAAAAACUCCACUCAAAAUUGAAAAUAGUAAUUUAAAUCAAUCGGAAAAUGGUGAUGACCACACUUUCAC
Molecule: messenger RNA, 1755 nt
Organism: Cuscuta epithymum
Lineage: Eukaryota; Viridiplantae; Streptophyta; Magnoliopsida; Solanales; Convolvulaceae
Source: the annotation of a GenBank genome assembly